Molecule: messenger RNA, 2913 nt
Organism: Kluyveromyces marxianus DMKU3-1042
Lineage: Eukaryota; Fungi; Ascomycota; Saccharomycetes; Saccharomycetales; Saccharomycetaceae
Gene: SRS2
Product: ATP-dependent helicase
Exons: 1
Coding region: 1-2913 (970 amino acids)
Biological process (GO): recombinational repair
Cellular component (GO): nucleus
Molecular function (GO): DNA binding; ATP binding; 3'-5' DNA helicase activity
Source: RefSeq, a predicted model, not a curated record
AUGGAAGAGCUUAUAAAGGGACUCAACGAACGCCAAAGGCUAGCAGUAACCCAUAGAGAAACUGAUGUGUUGCAAGUUCUUGCUGGACCUGGAACAGGUAAAACAAAAGUUCUUACUGCAAGGUUUGCUUAUCUAGUAACGGAAAAGAAAAUUCAUCCGUUAAGGAUAAUAAUGACAACCUUCACCAAGAAAGCUGCGAACGAAAUCAAAGAGCGUCUUCAACCCAUACUGAAGGAAGUGGGUAUCUCCGCUGAUGGUCUUCUUAUCGGAACGUUUCACUCAAUAUGUUCAAGGAUAUUAAGACAAGCAGGACACCUAAUCAAUAUACCGAAAAACUGGUCUAUCGCGAAAUCUGAGGACUUUAGUACCGUCAUAAAGACUAUCUUAGAGGAUAUGCCUGAAUACAUAAUUCAAUCGUCUAGGUUCACUACUGAGUUACUUGAUAAGAGACAGAAUGUGAAUGUGAUAAGAAACAAGAUCGCCGACCUUAAAUCCAAGGGAAUAACACCACAAAUAUACCUUUCUGACUCCACAUCCGAUCCUGCAAUAUCAUACAUAUACGAACAUUUGCAAAAAAUGCUACUCUCCGAAGCUCUCUUAGAUUUUGAUGAUAUUUUACUGUAUACGAAAAUCCUGCUAGAGAAUCAUACUGUUUGGCCAUUCAUCAAACAUGUUCUUGUCGAUGAGUUCCAAGACACAAAUGAUCUGCAAUUAGAGCUGGUAUAUCUACUGUCUAGAGGAAGUCAUGGUAGCUGUAGUGGUAUCACUGCAGUAGGAGAUCCAGAUCAAUCAAUUUAUGGAUUUCGUUUUGCUUCUUCGGACAACUUCCUUAAACUUAAGAACAGAUCUCCGGUGGAGUUUAACCAGGUGUCUUUGAUAGAAAAUUAUAGAUCAGCACAGUCGUUACUAAACUUUUCAGAUAAUAUUAUAUCUCAACAACUAACAGAAAGAAUAAAAAGAGAACCAUUAAAAGGUCAAUAUGAUCACAGACUUAAACCCUUUUUUUCGCAUUUCGAACGGACAGAUUCUAUGGAGAAUAAUGAAACCAAUGGUAUUGCACAUGAAAUCAUCUAUUUGUUAUCUCUUCCAAAUCUCUACAAAUAUUCAGAUAUUUCUAUAUUGGUCAGAACAAGACGCCAAGUAUAUGAUAUUGAAAAAUCCUUGUUGAAAAGACACAUCCCAUAUAAAGUUAUAAAUUCAAAAGCUAUAUGGGAGAGAAAAGAAUCUGGCAUGUUUCUAGACUAUUUACGUGUUAUUUCACAAAAGCACACUACUUUAGCAACUUUGAGAUGUUUACAAUUCUCAACAAACGGAAUAGGCCCUGCAACUGUCAAAAUUAUCAAGCAAUUUAUGGAUUCUCACAACGGAGAGUGUUCUUUCGAUGCUCUGAAAACUCUUUGUAACAGUAAAACAUUAAAAGGUGAAAAAAUCAUGCAAGCAUUGUGCUCAUUUGUUACAAAUAUCGAAAAACUACAAAAAGCAUGCCAAACUUACAACUCUUAUGAUGACAUGAAAGAGUUGUUCGUCCAAAUAUAUGUACUAGGCAAACUAUAUCUGGUUCUAGAUGGGACUACCGAAGAGUUAGACAAGAAAAUAUAUGAAAACAAAUCUCGAAUGGUUGAAUUCCUCGAAUCUGAGCAUCCAACCAUGUUUAAAAUAUAUGAAAUAUUCACUGAAUACCAGAUAUCCAACACAGAUGAACUUAUCUCAAUAAAGAAUGAUUCUGAUAAUCUUGACGAUUUAGAGUUGGUUUACGAGAAUCAUGACAAUAUUAAUAUAAAUAUUCUGGAAGUUUUAAACCUAUUCGUAAAAUCGGUUGCAUUAUAUGCUUCAGAAGAAGAAGAUUUUAAAAAUAAAUCACAACGAUCAUCAGAACCAAAUGAGAAAGUUACAGUUUCGACUAUUCAUGCAGCGAAAGGGCUAGAAUGGCCCGUCGUUUUUAUUCCAUCAAUUAAUGAAGGAUUGAUUCCAUUUACGGAUAAAUCUGCACGACAGAGAUUGGAAGAUUUGGCUGAGCUGCGUCAAGAAGAUAGAUCAGAAGGGGAUGAGAGUGAUGAACUAGUAAAUAACUCAACGAAACAACACUUAAAAGAGAAGGAAGAAGAAAUAAUGGAUGAUAUGGCGAAGAUUCUAAACGAAGAAAGAAGAAUUUUUUUCGUCGCAAUCACAAGAGCAAAGCACCUACUAUACCUUUCUUCGUCAGGGAAGAAGAGUGUGUUUUUAGAGAAAUGCGAACCUUUUUACUCUCAAAACACCCUCCUAAAUGAUAAAGAAACCAUUGAGAAAUUCUACAAUUCAAUCCAAAAGACAUUGAAGGAAGAACCUUUGAAAAUAUCUUUGAACAAAUUAUGCGAAGACUACAGAAAAUACAAAAAGAGAAGGUCAAAAGAUCUUAUAUGGAAUGGAGAAGUCAUAAAUUCAUUUUCUUCAAUAGACUUUUCCUGUAAUACUAAACCAAUAAAUUCAAUUGGGGUUAAACAUGCCUUCAAACCAGCCAGCUCACUUCUAUCAAUAAACAGCCCCACUUUGAUCAAAAACAACAACUCGACAAGACCGAAUACAACUAGUGAUGUUAAAAGAGGCGAAACGUCUUCUUCCAACAAAAAUUCCGACACCUUGCAGGCCAAUAAUAAGAAACGAAGAGUAUGUAUAGACAUGAUAUUCGCUAAGAAAACUAACAAUGAACUCAAACUUGUGGGAAAGUUGUCACCUAAGAACGUUUUAUCAGCUAGUAAUACAACAGUAAUUAAGCCCAAUGCUCCUAAAAACUAUAAAGUUCCUAAGACCCUUAGUACACCAACACCAGGGAAACAAAAGUCAUAUGCUCCUGCAUAUACACCGGUAAGGAACAAUGCUGCUUAUAUAUCAAAACGUAAAGGCAACACGGGCGGGACAAAAAUUGUUCCAAAGUAA